Molecule: messenger RNA, 1864 nt
Organism: Ceutorhynchus assimilis (cabbage seed weevil)
Lineage: Eukaryota; Metazoa; Arthropoda; Insecta; Coleoptera; Curculionidae
Source: the annotation of a GenBank genome assembly
AGAAUGAAGGUCCUAUUGGUCUUCUGCCUGAUGGCAGCAGCCUCAGCUUCAGUUAGAUUUCCAAACCUAAAAAAAUCCCCAACAGAAGACAAGCCCCUAUCACAAGACGUUGGAGAACCAUUAAUUCUAACCCCCUAUUUAGAAGCAAAUAAAACCCGAGAGGCACGUGAAGCUGCUCAAGUAAACUCAGAAGCUUUUAAAAAUGUUUCCAGUUACUCUGGCUUCUUGACUGUCGACAAGGAGAAUAAUGGAAAUUUAUUUUUCUGGUUCUUCAAAUCCGAAGGUAACUACGAAGAAGAUCCUGUCUUGGUUUGGUUGCAAGGUGGCCCUGGAGGUACCAGUUUGUAUGGGCUUUUUGUUGAAAUAGGUCCCUUUGGAGUAACAAAUGGAAAAGUAGUGUCGCGUGAUAUCUCCUGGCACAAGAACCAUUCAGUUUUGUACAUAGACAAUCCUAUUGGAACUGGAUUUAGUUUCACUGAUGGUGAUUACGUAACAAACCAAACCCAAGUAGGAGACCAUCUCUAUAAAUUCCUUACGCAAUUCUUUACAAUGUUUCCAGAAAUCCAAAGGAAUGAGUUUUAUGUUUCGGGAGAGUCCUAUGCAGGGAAAUAUGUGCCUGCCAUUGGGUAUACCAUACAUAAAAAUAAUCCAACAGCAAGUGUAAAAAUUAAUUUAAAAGGCCUUUUGAUUGGUAAUGGCCUCAGUGAUCCAAAGCAUCAAUUCAAGUUUGGAGCUCUACUUUACCAACUAGGUUUGAUUGAUAAAAAUGCAGCUGAUCUUUAUGAAAAUUAUGAAAAUUUAACUUCUCAAAGUAUAGAUUUUGAAAAUUAUGAGUUUGCAGCUUAUAGCUGGAACCAACUUAUUGGAACAUUGUUUAGCAAAUACACUGCAUUGCCUAAUAUUUACGAUUUUGUUUCGGAUGUGGAUGACAGCCCAACAGAGUGGCAAGAUUUCGUUAAAACGGCUGAGAUAAGAAAAGCCCUCCAUGUAGGAAAUCGAACGUUCAAUUAUCAAAGUGACCCAGUUUAUGAGAGCCUCUCGAACGAUAUCCCGAAAAGUGUGGCUCCUUGGGUUAGUGAACUUUUAAGUCACUACAGAAUUUUAAUAUUUAACGGCCAACUGGAUAUUAUUGUCGCUUAUUCCUCAACGGUAAACUAUCUCCAAAAUUUGAAUUUCAGUUCGAGUGCCGAAUACGCAGAGGCCGAGAGGAAAAUUUGGAGUGUAAGCAACAGAGUAGCUGGAUAUGUGAAAAAUGCUGGAAAUUUAACAGAGGUUAUGGUUCGAGACGCUGGCCAUAUGGUACCCAAAGAUCAACCAGAAGCUGCGUACGAUUUGGUUUAUAAAUUUAUUAGAGGACAGGCGAUAGGUGUAAAAUAAAUUAUUUUUUUUUCUACUAACUUGAGAAGUUGUCAUUAUUCAAUCUAUUUUUUUUUAAGGAAAAAAUUGAAUUUCUCUCCCUAGGUUGAUAAUGAAAAUAAAGAAAAAAUCUGGGUCAAUGAUGAAAAUGACUUCAUGAAGCAAGGAUAUUGUCAUGACGUACCAGGUUUCUAUUGGUUUAAUUUCAAUUUCAAACUGUCAAUUUGAAAAAAAAAAAAAAAAACAAAAACAGGUUACUGUAUGUAUAUUAUAGGAAAUUAUUACAAGCUGUUUAUAGAGAGCAGCACUUUCGACAAGAAAAAAUAAUUUGAGCACAGAUUUCAAAACUCUUUUUUAUUUUCUACUAGCAGUGGUUAAAAAAAUUCUAUAUAUUCCUCGGUAGAGGGAGUCAUUAUACCGGGUGGGGCAUGAGAAACUUUCCACCCAGGUUUUCUCAGGUGUUAGGUGUUUAAUCAAAAAUCGCUCAGACAUGUCAAUUUUUGUUUUU